UACCCGACUCCGCUUCCAGCAACAAUAAACGGCCGUGUUCAAAGUUUAAACCCCUCCAAAUCGAAGGAAAAAAAAAAACAAUAUCUCCACAGCGGCCGCGAGCAAAAGCUUUGCGCUAGUAAUAAGCCUCCGUCCUCCCGCAAAACCAGAACCCGAACCCCCCUCUUCCCCUCCACUCCGCUCCCCUCUCCGCCGAUCCGGUUUCCCCGCGCCCUGUCAGGAAUCCCAUCUCAAUUCCGCCGUUGUUUCGGCGAUCAAGCUCUGCCCUGUUGCCGGAGGUUUUGGUGUUGAUUGGAGUGUCGGCUCGGUUCGGAUCCUGGCCUGUGAUUGAAGUGUCGGUGCGGGUCAGGGGCGUUGGCGCGGGCGCGGCGGCCAUCGAUGAGGCGGCGGUCGGUCCUGCCGACCCACCAGGACGACAUGGAGAAGGAAGGCGGGAAGCCGCCGCCGUCGCGCCUAUGCUUCCUCGCCAUGCUCUGUGCCACGUUCUGGGUCCUCAUCUUUUACUUCCACUUCGUCGUCAUCGGCAACGAGCCCGACGCCUCCACGGCGCGGACCGCCGCCGCCGCCGAAGUCCUCAUUGCACAUGCCGACCUUCCAUUUCCCGUACCUGACGGCGUCUCCCGCCCCGACAUUCCACUCGCUCCGCUCGCCCUCGUCUCCUCGGAGCCUCCGCCUUCUGUGGCGCGCCCAAAGGAGGAAGAGGCCACGGCCGGAGUCCACCAGGAGGCGCCGCCCAAGGUGGUGGCGUCUUACCCGUUCGAGCGGGCGCUCAAGACGGCGGAAAACAAGAACGACCCGUGCGGCGGCCGGUACAUCUACGUGCACGAGCUGCCGCCGCGGUUCAACGACGACAUGCUCCGAGACUGCAAGAGGCUGAGCGUGUGGACCAACAUGUGCAGGUUCAUGAGCAACGACGGGCUUGGGCCGCCGUUGGGCAACGAGGAGGGGGUGUUCUCUAACACCGGUUGGUAUGGCACCAACCAAUUUUCCGUCGAUGUGAUCUUCGCCAACCGGAUGAAACAGUACGAGUGCCUGACCAAGGACUCAUCCAUUGCCGCCGCGGUGUUCGUGCCGUUCUAUGCUGGGUUUGAUGUGGCAAGGUAUCUCUGGGGGUAUAAUAUUUCGACAAGGGAUGCCGGGUCGCUGGAUUUGGUGGAUUGGCUGAUGAAGAGGCCUGAGUGGAAUGUGAUGGGUGGGCGCGACCAUUUUUUGGUCGGAGGGAGGAUCACUUGGGAUUUCAGAAGGUUGACAGAGGAAGACUCUGAUUGGGGCAACAAGCUGCUUUUCAUGCCGGCUGCGAAGAACAUGUCGAUGCUCGUGGUGGAGUCGAGCCCGUGGAAUGCCAAUGAUUUCGGAAUACCUUAUCCUACAUACUUCCAUCCUGCCAAGGAUGCUGAUGUUUUCCUUUGGCAGGAUAGAAUGAGGAGCUUGGAGCGCCCAUGGCUCUUCUCGUUUGCAGGCGCUCCGCGUCCUGGUGAUCCAAAGUCCAUCAGAGGGCAGCUUAUCAAUCAAUGCAGGAGCUCAAGUGUCUGUAAAUUAUUGGAGUGUGACCUUGGGGAGAGCAAGUGCCACUCCCCAGGCACAAUCAUGAAGAUGUUCCAGAGCUCUUUGUUUUGCUUGCAGCCCCAGGGUGAUUCCUAUACGAGAAGAUCUGCCUUCGACUCGAUGCUGGCUGGUUGCAUACCUGUUUUCUUCCAUCCUGGUUCAGCGUACGUCCAAUAUACAUGGCAUCUUCCAAAGAACUAUACUAGAUACUCUGUCUUCAUUCCCGAAGAUGACGUCCGUACCAGAAAUAUCAGCAUUGAGGAGAGGCUAAAAAGUAUUCACCCAGAUAUGGCCAAGAAGAUGAGGGAAGAGGUCAUCAAUCUGAUACCAAGGAUUAUAUAUGCUGAUCCAAGGGAAAAACUGGAAACCCUGAAAGAUGCAUUUGAUGUUUCUGUAGAAGCCAUCAUUAACAAAGUGACAAAGUUGAGAAGAGAUAUCAUCGCAGACCGUGAAGAUAAAGAUUUUAUUGAAAAGAAUAGUUGGAAAUAUGAUCUCUUAGAAGAUGGGCAACGGACAAUUGGACCUCACGAAUGGGAUCCAUUCUUCUCGAAGCCCAAGGACAAAGGUGGAAAUUAUAGUAGUUCAUCUGCUGAAGCUGCCAAGAAUUCUUGGAGAAGUGAACAAAGAGUUCAGAACUAAACCACAAGUUAGUUUAUCUUGGAGAUGAGAUCAGGGGAGCAGAGGUAGCUAUCCUCUCUAAAGGUGCUCUAAUGCAGAUGCGUUGCACAUGGGUCAAGAUCCAAUAGUUAUUGUGAUCAUGAACAUCCUUGAUGAUCUAGGUGGCCCUACAGUUGUACGAAGCCAUUCCACCAAAAGUGCUUUGGGGAAAAUUUGGCACAAGGCUUUAUCUUUGCCCCUAUAAAUAUCAUUUUUCCACACUAAUUUUUAUUUGUUAUGUUUUUGCUCAAUAAUCCUUUGUAAGUCAUUACAGGAUUUAGAGAUAUAUCAAUUUUGUUACUGUGCUAUCUUUUUUUUGUUUUGUUGUGUUUAGAACUAAAUGUUUUAGGAUUUGUGUAUACUACCACUAUCUUUUACACAUGUUCAGUUAGUAUGUAAUCAAAGAGGGACAUAUGGAGACAACUUUCCUCU
Molecule: messenger RNA, 2634 nt
Organism: Phragmites australis (common reed)
Lineage: Eukaryota; Viridiplantae; Streptophyta; Magnoliopsida; Poales; Poaceae
Product: xyloglucan galactosyltransferase KATAMARI1 homolog
Exons: 1
Coding region: 379-2184 (601 amino acids)
Molecular function (GO): glycosyltransferase activity
Source: RefSeq, a predicted model, not a curated record